Molecule: messenger RNA, 1690 nt
Organism: Cynara cardunculus var. scolymus (artichoke)
Lineage: Eukaryota; Viridiplantae; Streptophyta; Magnoliopsida; Asterales; Asteraceae
Product: UBP1-associated protein 2C-like
Exons: 3
Coding region: 57-1316 (419 amino acids)
Molecular function (GO): RNA binding
Source: RefSeq, a predicted model, not a curated record
UAAUUCUAGGGUUUCUUUUCGCGCCUAGGGUUUACAGUUCACCGGCUAGAAAAACGAUGGACCUUUCGAAGAAGAGAAAGACCGAAGAGAACGGCGUUCUAUACACGACGGCCGGCGCCAACGAUGUCGUUGCUCCGCCGCCGUCACUUUCGUCUCUCAGUCUCACUCCCCUAGACGCACGCAAGAUCCUCGAACCGUUCAGCAAAGAACAGCUUCUUGAUGUCUUGCAAACUGUCAUCAUCCGCGACGUUGCUGUUUUAGACGCCGUUCGUUCUAUCGCAGAUUCUGACCCCACCCAGCGUAAACUCUUUAUCCGUGGCAUCGGCUGGGAAACUACCACUGAAAAGCUCCGAUCGAUCUUUUCGGGUUUUGGAGAACUUGACGAGGCUAUUGUCAUUACCGACAAAACCACAGGCAAAUCGAAAGGUUACGGUUUUGUUACUUUUAAGCAUAUAGACGGUGCCAUUUUGGCUUUGAAGGAACCUAGCAAGAAGAUAGAUGGUCGUAUUACGGUUGCGCAGUUAGCGGCAGCUAGGGAAUCGGGUAGUGUCGAUGUGUCGAUGAGGAAGAUUUACGUUGGCAAUGUUCCUUUUGAGAUUUCGUCGGAGAGAUUGUUGAGCCAUUUUUCAUCGUAUGGGGAAAUUGAAGAAGGGCCAUUAGGGUUUGACAAGCAGUCGGGGAAGCAAAAGGGAUUUGCGUUUUUUGUGUAUAAGACGGAGGAAGGGGCGAGGAAUUCACUUGUUGAUCCGAUGAAGAACAUUGAUGGGCACCAAGUUAUGUGUAAAAUGGCUACUGAUGGGAAGAAGGGCAAAGUAGGUGGGCCCCAGAGACCAUCUGGAAUGCCCGGUGAUGCUGUUCCGCCUCCGGGAUCGAUGCCAGGGUCCAUGAAUACUGGCUAUGGUAUGCCGGGAGGUUUAACAUCUUUUGGUGGGUAUUCGGGUGGGCGUCCUCUUCCUCCUCAUCAAAAUUCACAGAUGAACUCAUCAGUGCCUUCAGCAGUUGGCGGUGGUCAGGGAUUUGGUAAUCAGGGGCCACCCUCUUAUAGUGGUGGCAGUGGCUAUGGUGGUGGUGGUGGAUAUAGUGGUGGUGGAUUCACCAGUGGCUCACACUUUGGAGGUGGGGCUGCCUCUGGGGAGUAUCCUGGGAUAAAUACUUUUGGGUCGUCUAUGAAUAGAAUGCCCCCAACAUCAGGAGGAUACCCUGAUAGUGGCAAUUAUGGAUCGUCUUCGGCUUAUCCAACACAAAUGCACCAGCCACCAGCUGGUCCAAGAGGCCCGACAGGCCAGAUGUAUCAAGGCGGGCCACCUUACUAUUGAGGUUGCUAUUGUUGGUGAUCUUGUUCGUGAAUGCACUGUGAUCUUAUAGUUCUGUGAAUGGUUGCUAGUGCAUCGUGCAAUAUGGUUUCCAUAUAUGUGGUUCCUGGUUGCUUGGCCACCUUGUACCUUGUAGAUUUAUUUUAUUGGCAAUAAAAGCUGCAGUAUGGGCUAAAUGCUUUGUGCAUUUAUUUUCUAGAUUAUUUUGAAGUAUUAGCAACAUUAAUGAAAUGUAUUUUUCUGACUGAUGUUGUGUAAAGUAUCUUUCUGUUUUCACUAGACUUAAUGUCUGCAACCAGUUUCUACUGUGGUUUGCUAGUAUUGUUGAUUUUCUCAGUUGAAGUUUCUUGGAUUUUGCUUUUCUUUUGUUUAACUUU